UCUAAUAAACACUCAAACACUUUAGAAUCUUCAGAAAAAUUUUUGAAAGCAUCAGAAUCCUAAAAUUUAGGUGCAAAUCGCCUUUCAGAAGGCGUUCAAAAGCGAAUUUAAAUUGCUGUAGAACUUUAAACGUUUAACAAGGAUCUAAAACAGUUCAAAUCCAGAUCAGAAUUAUCAAGAGCAUUUUGGAACAAUUUAGAAACUUCAGAGUUAUUUCAGGACAAUUAUAGGAUUCAAUUUGGAACUGGAAACCUUCUAGAACUCUUUUGAACCAAUUUAGAACUUCUAAAAUGCUCCAGAGCGCUUCAAGCUAAAGUUAGAACGCUGUAGAACUUUAAUCAGCCACCUAUUAGAACGUUCCACACACUUUCCAGCAGCAUUUUGAACGGUUCAGAACAAUUUAAAAACUUCAGGAUUAUUUCAGAGAGCCUAGCGCCUGAUGGAAUAGACAAAAAUUUACAGUUAUUUAAUGAGUAAUGAAGAAUUUCAGGCACUUGAUUUGUUUGUUGAUUUUUACUUCUGACUCUUCUAAUUCUCUUCUUUCAAAAUGAAUCGUCCUAAAUGAUCAUCUAAAUAUAGUGUUUACUGGGUAGGUAGUAUGUUUUCAAAUCAAAAUUGAGCUAGAGACCAAACGAAUUGACUCAAAAACUAUUCCUACUCAUCUAAAUCAUUAACACUGCUCGUUAAGAAUUUCCAACUGACGUCACUUUAUUGCCACAAACUAAUUAACAUCUGCAAUUGGGUCAAGUGUAGCGGUCAAACAAAAUAAAUUAGAACAAAAAACAACAUCAUCAUUGAGAUGAGAUUUGCUUAGUAGAGACCUACGAGACUCAAUUUGAUUAUCGAUUAAACAUCGUUCCAACAAAGAGGGCUUCUGCUGACGUUCGUCCAGAGUUGCUCACGCCCGCUAUUCCCAGGGUUGUAUAAAAAUCGGACCCCUGUGCCGUUGCCUUGCCAGAGUAUUGAUUCGGUUUAUUUGAAAUACUCGUAAUUUGUGUAUUAGGGCAGUGUUAAACAUGUUAAUUGGUUUGUUUAUAGCGUUACUACGCUCUUUUCCUUAACUUUAAGCCCUUAUCCAUCGAUCAACAUCAUUUGCGUGCCAUCAAUAGUAUAGUGAAAACAUUUAAGUAGUGCAAACAUAAUAUCAGCAUGGAUGUGGAUAAAGCAUUAAAAUGGAUUUCGGGGGUGCAGUUAGACAAAGUGGUGGAUUAGAAACGGUAAGAGCCCUACAUCAGACAAUCGUAGCCCUUCGGCAAGCUUUAGAGCAAAGCAAAAACGAAAUUUUAGAAUUGAAAACCAAAAGUUGGCCUAGUAAUUCGGUACAAGAACUAAUACAGGCCUUGUCUAUUGAAAAUCAUGUUUUAAGACGUCAGAUUGUUGAUGCUAAUAAAUCACCCACAAAAGAAUUGGCUGAAGAAGAUUCAGAUCAUCAAUUUGCUGAUGCAGAUGAAACUGAAGACAUUCAAGAAGUGAAGCAAGCUGAUGAUGCACAUCAAGAACAAUCGAAACCUAAAAAAGUCACAAUAAUAUCUCCUAAAUCAAGCCCAAUUAGAAAACCUAUCCAACUAGAAACCAGAAUCACAAUAAAAGCAAAAAAACGCUCAAAAAAACAAUCCAAAUCACUUGAAAGUUUAACUGUAAUCAAAUCAGAUUUAGAUAAAAAAGUUUCUUUCACCAAAACCAUAAGCUUCUCAAAUCUAGCUUCAGUUAACAGAGAAAUUCGUUUUGAUGACAAUCAACCAACUAUGAGCGUUUCAAGAGAAAAUUCAGAAGAAACUGAAAAUAAUCGUUACGACGAACAACUAUUGAGCCCCCAAAAUGACUUGGACCAAGAAGUAGACGAUAUCGAACUAAUAUUCACAACGGACGAUACCAAAGAUCAAGAAUUCAAAGAAGAACUCGUACCGAUUGACAGUAGAGAAUCCAAUUCUAAUUUGUUAAACUUACCUCUUAGCGAUCUGGAUCAAAUUUCAGACCGAGAAUUGGACGAUGACGUUUUCAACGACGACACAAUCCAGCAGCAAUCGUCGUUUGAAAUGAAACGCGACAAUUCGAUAUUCAAUUCUCGUUCGGACAAUUCGAUAAAUCACGAAAAUAAAAGCCUGAAGAGUUACUAUUCAUAUCAGGAUUCCAGUUUCGAAAACAAAUCCAUAGAAAAAGAUGAGAGUUUCGAUAGGUUUGAGGAAAGGGUGCGUAUUGUGGAAACCGAUAUUUCAAAGUGCGGUAUUCAUGAAUUGGAGUAUGUUGGUACUAGACGGAAUACUUGUCCUAAUCCUCUUCAGUAUAGGCCUUUAUCACAUAGGAAUUUCAGGGAUGCAAUCACCAAAGGCCUAAACUCGAACAGAAAAUCCAGACCCAUUUUAACGCACUCGAACGCUACUAGACGCGAAUCUGGAGCUCAGACGGACAUUUCUGCGCUACCUGGAUCGGCCGCUUGGAGAUCAGAAAGCAGUCUCGCUAACAAGGCGAAAUUGGGCGAAAAUUUCACCACUCUACCUUCGAAAUAUCCAAUGCCAGGCUCCAGAUUGAGGCUAUCCGAAAAAACGGUCGAAGCCAGACGGGUUUUAUUGUCCGACAUUGGAUUCACUAGCAUGGUACCGGAAUUGUCGAGAUCAGCCGAUCAUUUGUGUCCUGGAGCACUUAAGCAACCUUCAACCGUUACUAGUUAUGGACAGUUUUUGAAGGCAACUGAUUUAUAUUCACCAGGAUGUUUGUCUCAAAAGUUUACUUGGACUGCUACAACUGCCACACCAAGCGAAUGCAGCCAAACACCGUCAAGGUAUAGUAGUAUUUAUCCUUUGUCACCUCCGGCACCUUCGAGAAGGUGUUCGGCCCCAGUGUCACCUUCUAGGAAGGCUAUGCAGAGAUGUACACCAUCAAAGGUAAGGUUUGCCAAUGGGUCUCUUCCCGAAUUACGCACAGAUUGGAAUACAAUGGAUAGUGGCGAUAGUACGGAUUCGUUAGUGGAAGAAGCUGAAAAUUAUUUGAGGAGGUCCAUAGAUUGUAUGGUGACUAGUAGAGAAUCUACACCAUAUGGUGAAAAUCGUCAUAAAACUCCUAGAAGAGCAUCAGCACCGGAACCGACUAGAGACAACGUACCACCACAAGGCUGGCAACCGUUCCUGCCACGUUUACCCCGCGACCUUAAACCUGAAAAUUGGGUAAAAGUCAUCACUCCUGAAGGAAAAGUCCGUGGUGGUAGGGUGAGGUACGUAGGACCAGUGGCCUCGCAAAGUCCGCAAGACCAUUUUGUUGGGGUUCAGUUAACUUGUCCUGAAGGAACUUGCGAUGGGACUUAUGGAGGAAGGAGGUAUUUUCAGGGGGAACCUUACCAUGGGAUUUUUGUGCCGUUUAAGAAAGUUAUUAUGGGAUGGAGACCUUAAGAGGUUUAUUGUUGGUUGUUGAAAAUUGUUGAUUUUGGUUUAGAAAAAAAAUGUGCCACUAAUGUCGUACUACAAUAAUUCAGGCCUACAUAUGUUGAAAAAAUUGAAAGCCAAAAUUUUGUAAAAAUAAUUUUUUUUGGGAAUAAAAAUUACCAAUAGGCAAUACAAUUUAUUAGCAAAUACAUAUUUCUAAAUCGUUUUUAUUUUGUCACUAUUGUAGGUUGUUCUAGUCACACACUGCUCAGUGUUUAAAUAGCAAAAUUAGCAAGACUAAUAUUAAGAUAUAAAAAAAAAAAAUUAUAGAAAAAUUAUAGAGGGUGGUGCAAUGAAGAAUUUUAUUUAGCCAUCCUGUAUAUAUUAUUUGUUAUUAUAAAACUGUUAGGACAAAAAUUUUCUUAGUUUAUACCUACAGGAGAAACCAAAAAUAUAUGUGACUUUCUACAGAGUUGUUUCGUAUAUUUUGACGCUCGUGCAGCAAGAUAGAAGUAAAUAGGAAUUUACGAGAAUUGCUAGAAAAAUAUACUUUUUUACAUACAGGAUGCAUGCAAAAUAUGUGGUAAAAAACUUGUAUACCCUGUAUAUUUUUCAAUAAUAGAAUAAUAUAGGUAUUCUUUUCCAAAAAUAUAUACCUAAUAUGUUGAUUUUUCUUUGACAAGUUUUUGAAAUAUUUUGCAUUUAAAAAUGGAUUUAAUCAAUCAAAUCACAGUUGCCAUGAACAAAAUAAUUGUCUACACGUCAUUAUUUUUUAUUGCCCAAGCUGCCUGAUGCAUGUUUUAUUCAUCUUCAGAUAAACUUGCUGGCAGAGCUGUCAAUAUUUGAAGUAAAUUACUUGAAAUUCUACUUUAAGUACAUAAGUAUAGGUACAUUCUAUAUGAAAAACAUUCUUGAAUCUUGAAUUAGCCUAUUUGAUUAUAUUUAAGCCCAUAGGUAGGUAGGUACCUUUAUUCAUAGAGAAUUCAAUGCUCUAUCAAAUGGUAUAUAAUUUAUUUGUUUUUGCUUAAAAUAGCCAUUUGGAAAUGAUGUCAGGGUUGUUUUCCACUAGUUUUUAUCCAUUUUAUCGAUUGGUAAAGUCAAAAUUGAGCAAAAUUUUUGAAAAAACAGUUUUUUAUAAGGGUACCCCCCUUUGAAUUGUGAUUUAAAAAUAUUUAAACCUCAAUUUUUCGGUAAUCGUUCGACAAAUUCUAUUGAAAUUUUCAGCAUUUAUUGCUCUUAUCAAGCUCUAAAAGACUUUGUGAUUUACAAUAUUCCCAGGUUUAUAGUUUUUGAGCAAAUUGAUCGAGUUUGAAGUUUUUGGCGAAAUUUGAACUAAAAAUCAACUUUGAGGCUCAAUUACUCAAAAACUAUUAGGGCUAUCAAAUUCAAUUUUGCACGGAUUUACAGAGAAUUUAAUGCUCUUUCUAAUGGUGUAUAAUUUAUUUCAAUUUGCUUUAAAUUUAACACAGAUAUGAGCAAUUGUUCAAGACAUGUCAAGAUUUUGAAAAUUUCCCAUAGCCAAAAAUAGGAAUUAAUUUUUAUUUUUGUUUCUGCUUGAAUGGCCAGUUGGCACUGAUGUCAAGAUUGUUUUCUACUAAUUUCGACCCGCUCUGCUAUCGAUUGGUAAAAUCAAAAUUGAGCAAAACUCAAAAAUUAAAAAAUCGAGUUUUUCAUAAGGGUACUUUUUCCACUUUUUCUCAAUUCUAAAGCGAACUUUGAGACUCAAUUGCUCAAAUACUAUUUGAGCUAUAAAUUUCAAUUUUGCACGGAUUUAUAGAGAAUUUAUUUCUCUUUCCAAUGAUAUAUAAAUUAUUUCAUUUGAUUCGAAUAUCCAACACAGAUCUGAGCAAUUAUGUCUACCGCGCCUUUUAAAUAGUAAAGGCUAUAGGUAGGUAUGGGCUUAAAUAUAAUCAAAUAUCCUGUAGGUACCUAUUUUGGAAUCAUGCUCCGCUUGAUUUUCAGAACUGAAACUGAGAUAUACAAAAUUUCACUUGAAUCGGCGCACUUUAUAACGAAAAAUUUUGAAAAUUACUGAAGCACCAAAGCACUUACUUAACAAUAAGAUAACCAGAAUAGAAUGAGGAUCGGAUUAUAUUGUAAAUAACUAAAAAAAUUACUUCAAGUCAUUUAUUUCAAGUAUUUUACAUACUUUAAGUACUAAAAUACACUUUAAGCAAUGCCACUUUAGGUACUUGAGGCUCAAUAUUUUUACUUGAAGUAAAUUAUUUGAUGAAAUUCGAGUAAGUUUUAAGUUUACUUGAUAAUCGAAGUUUAAUUUUAAAAAACUUGUACUUCAAAUACUUUUGCCAGCUCUGCUUGCUGGUCGUCAGAUUGUAUACCUGACAGUUUAUCAGAAGGUGAAUAAAUCAGCCCUAGAAUUAACAUUUUACAUAAUCGUUUCAAAAUGAUGUGUAGACAUGUAGACAAUUAUUUUCUUCAGGGCAACUGCGAUUUGGUAGAACAAUUAAAUCCAUUUUUAAACGCAAAUAAUUCAAAAACUUGUGGAAGAAAUAUCAAUGUAUUACAUAUUUUUGAAAUCAGCAAAAGAAUGUCUAUUUAAUUUUUUGAAAAAUACACAGGGUGUUCCAUUAAAAAAAUUACAAGUUGUAUUCGAGUCUGCGAAAAAGUUAGAUUUUCUAGUAGUUCUCAUAAAUCCCUAUUGACUUUCUAUCUUGCUUCAUAAGCAAACUAUAUGCUGUCAAAAUAUACAAAACAACCCUGUAGAUAUUUUUAGGUAUAAUUAUGCAUCUCUGUUGAAUUGGAAUUCGAUGUUCAAAAACCUAAAAUUCCAAUAUUUGUUUAAAAUUUGAUUUGACUUCUAAAUGAAAAAAACUAUUGUUUGAUAUGAUGAAUAAGGAAUAUUAGUGAAAAAUAACUAUGUAUAUUAUUAAAAAAAACUGUUAUUUUUUAUAAAUGCUGCUUACUUCAAAAUGCUACCUAACAUUUCAAUAAGUUUGCGUUUUUUGAGGCCUACAGAAUGCAAAUUGAAAGAAAAAAAAUUUCUGAGCAGCAUUUUGUUAUCAUCAGUAUUAAGAGACAAGACUUGCGUUAAUAAAUAAAUGUAAUAAUUUUAAACUACAGGGCUAUAAUUAAAAUAAAAAAACCUAAACAUAUCACCAUUUUUGUAUUCUUUCGUUGGCUUACUAAUAAAAAAAAAAACACACCUUACUAAUUUUUUUUUGAAGUCAAAGUUUUAUUUUAAAACAUUUAAACCUAAAUAUUAGACAAGUUACUUCCUGGCAGCGGCUUGCGGUCUGUUCUGGUCACGGUUGCCUGGGAAGUUUCUUUGCGGUGGAGUUCUGAUUCUUCUGUCAUUCUUGCUCCUGUUACGCACCACUUUGCUGUGGAUAGCGCACGAGACGCAGUAGUGAAGUUUUGCAUAGAGUUUAGGGAGAACGUACUCUGAAAUAAAUAAGG
Ceutorhynchus assimilis (cabbage seed weevil) is the source of this 6773-nucleotide messenger RNA. NCBI's taxonomy places the organism in Eukaryota, Metazoa, Arthropoda, Insecta, Coleoptera, Curculionidae. The record is from the annotation of a GenBank genome assembly.